CAUGUAAUAAAGUUGAACUAAAUUUAAUAUUUAAGCAUUUGCAAUUGUACAAUGAACCUGUUGAAGUUAAUGGAAUAUGAGGAUUAUUGCGUUGAUUGGAUUACUAUCUUUUAAGUAUCAAAAUAAGAAAUAAUUCAAAAUGGAUAAAAGUGUGAAAAACGACAAAAAAAAGAAAAUGUCAGUCGGCCGCAGUUUGUCUAUGAGAUUUUCGAAUUUUCGAAACAGUGGCGGAAAAGCCGUAGACAAAUGCGGACGUUUGACCUGUACUGUGGCAACUGGAAAACCCAUGUCAUCAUCAAUAUCCAUGGGGGCAAUGGACCGUGUGACCUGGUCCACAGAGUCAGGGCUUCCCACUGGAAUCGUUCAUCUGUGUCAGGCAUGCUCGGAAAAAGUGAGAGGUGGGACUCCGCAAAUGUCUGGUAGCACUUCCUGUAACAGUCGAUGCUGUUCAGGUCGUAAAUGUCGUGGAAAAUCAGCCGAACGGCUUCAUUGUUAUCAGUGUGAAGUAGAAAGGAAGCAAAGACGGUCUCAAAGUGACGGUUACAGUUUUAACGAUGACCUAAAUUUUCGUAAACUUCCAGCAGCUCCCAUGAACAAUUCCCCUCCUCUCUCGGAAGGAUUAAUAAUCACGAAUACUAAUGUUGGUUUUACGGGUCUACACGCAUCUUGUGAAGUGCCCCAGUGUAUGGUCUCUGAGCUGGGUCCCGUUAUGAGGAGUGGACAGGGGUUGCCCCAGACACACGCCCCAGGGCUGGGAAUUGAGAAUGCCCUUGAUAAGAGUUGGGAUAAGAUUUAUGCCUCCAGGCAAGAAUGGCUGACGAUGGCCCAGUCCCACCGCGGUAGUCUCAGGGAGAAACUACAAGAGGAAUUUCUCUCAUGUAAGAUCUGCCUCGAGCCCUACCGUCGACCCAAGGCCCUCCCCUGUCUACAUAGUUUCUGUGAACACUGCCUGCGCGACUAUGUAAGACGACACACAGGCCUGAGGCCAGGCUACUUUGCCUGCCCUAUGUGCAGGAAAGACAUCAAAGUGCCUGAUGGAGGAAUAGCUGAGUUUCAGGAUAACUUUCUGCUGCUGAGUCUCUCGGACACUCUAGAUGAGGAGGAGGUGGGGGAGGUGUGGCAGAAGGAGUCCAUCAGCUCCCACCUCUCCCCACCACGCAGCCUUGUCCCUCCCACCCCCUUCGAGGAGAAACUUAAAGAGUAUGAGUGGUACUUUGGCCAGGUGAGCCGCAACGCCUCAGAAGAGUGGCUGCUGUCCUCUGGCUACCCCAAGGGAUCCUUUUUAGUGAGGCAGGGGGAGGCCUCACCAGACACAUUGACUUUGUCAGUGAGGGACUGCGAUGAGUUGCGGGGGUACGUCGUGAAGCACUACAAGAUCGUCACGUACAAGCGCGCGGGCAAGGACGCGUACUGUAUCACACCUAAGCGCAUGUUCAACUCCAUACCGGAGCUGGUCAACCACUAUAGAGAGAAGAUUGAUGGCCUGUGCUCCAAGCUGACUCAGGUGUGUGACAAGCCUCGCAGUGUGGCCUGGGCCCAAGAGCGCGGCAAGGAGGACGGCUACUCCACCCCCAGGGACUCCGUCCAGACUGUCAAACGACUGGGCAGUGGCCAGUUUGCUGACGUCUACGCAGGGAAGUGGAACCAUCAGGAUGUGGCAGUGAAAAUACAAAGGCCAGAUACUGUAAAAAUGGCGGCUUUUCUGGACGAGGCCCAGAUCUUAAAGACAUUGGACCACCCCAAUAUUUUGAGACUUUUGGCGGUGUGUGAUUUGAAGGAACCAGUGUAUCUAGUCACAGAAUUCUUUGCAAACGGACGACUGUCUCUAUACUUGAGGGAAGGUCAGGGGAGCGAACUCAAGAUUUCCCAGCUCAUCUGGAUCUGUGCUCAGAUCGCAGAUGCUCUGGCAUACAUGGAAAAGGAGAAGUUUGUACACAGGAAUCUUGGAGCCAGAAAUGUUCUUGUCGGGUACCAGAACAAGGUCAAACUGGCGGGCUUCGGGAUGACCAAGUGUGCUGACGACCCGGAUUUCAACUUCAGAAGAGGUCUGAAGAUGGCUAUCAAGUGGAUGGCCCCCGAGGUGUUAUUGUACAACAAGUAUAGCAUGAAGGCGGAUGUCUGGUCAUUCGGGGUGCUCAUGGUUGAGGUCCUCACGUAUGGGAAGGAACCUUAUGAAGGCAUGGGAAGUCGGGAGGCUUUUGAGAAUGUGCAGCAGGGCUACCGGAUGCCCAAACCGGACAUGUGUCCCACAGAACUCUACGACGUCAUCCUCUCAUGCUGGAGCACUAACGCCCCCUCACGGCCGUCCUUUGACUUUUUAGACACAUUCUUGCACGACCACAAGACCCCCACUUGAUCGCUCUGGAGCGUUGAAUUAGUCGCGUUUUAAAAUGUUCAGUGACGACAGUGAAUAUUUUGUUUUUUUAAUACUUUGUCAUUUGUCCUUUUGUUGUUGUAAGUUGUUGUAUUUCUACUCUCUGAGCUUUUACAGGUCAUUCUGUCUCUAAUAUUAUGUAACUUUUUUCUCUUUUUUUAAUGUUAGAAUUUUGGGCCAAAAUUCGGCAAGAUUAAAAUAUCGUAAAGUUUAUAUUUUUCACAAAUGACUGCCUAAAAUUCCCAACUGAAGAAUUCAUUUUUUUAUGCUCCCCCAUAUAUAUAUAUAUGGGGAGCAUAUAGUUGCCAGUUUGUCCUUUCGUACUUCCGUACGGAAAAAAAGUUUCUCAUAGCACCUGGAAUACUUUACCGAUCUCUUUCAUAUUUGGCAUGUAGAUACCUUGCAUGAACCUCUACCUUUUGAUGACGUUUGAGGUCACUGGGGUCAAGGUCACCAAGGCUAAUAAUAGAUUUUUCCGUCACACUUUUGUUACAGUUUCUUAUACCACCUUCAAUACUUUACCGAUCUCUUUCAUAUUUGGCAUGUAGGUACCUUGCUAGACCUCUACCUUUUGAUGAGGUUUGAGGUCACUGGGGUCAAGGUCACCAUGGCUAAUAAUAGAUUUUUGUGUGUCAAGGUCACCCUUGUGUAAGAGUUUCUCAUAGCGCCUUCAAUAAUUUACCGCUCUCUUACAUAUUUGGCAUGUAGGUACCUUGCAUGGACCUCUUCCUUUUGAUGAGGUUUGAGGUCACUGGUUUAAUUCAACAUUGAGGCCAUGUCCUAUCCAACUCUGGAACCAAAGUAAAUAUUAUAUUUAAAACAUUUUUAUUCUAUAUUUUUAAAUAUUUGUUAGCAAAAAAACAACCAAUUUUAGUCAAAACAAAAUGCAAACUUUCUCAACCCUGGCCAAAGUCCCUAAAUGAUGAAAGAAAACACAGUUUUUGUGUAUUUAAGUUAUGAUGGCUCUUCCGAGACAUUAUUCUCAUUCCAAUAAUAUUUUUUAAUUGACCAAUCAUAGCACUGGCAUGUUACGUGUUUUGAGGUUAAACUGUUGCAUAAAAUAGCACACCAUGUUUGUGGUAUUCAACUGAACACAUGGGACAUUAUUCUGUUAUCACUUUCUGGGAAGGAGUGUAAACUAAUUGUGGCAUAUCUGGAUCAAUAAAGUGUGUAUUUAUAAACGAACCUUGAAUUUAUUUAAAAAAAACUAUUUUUGCAAAGAGAUGAAUCUGGACCAUGAAAAAUGUCUGCAAAUUUCUUUAAAAAAUGUAAAAUAAAGUUGCUGAAUGUUGGUUACAGUAAGUUCUGUAUUCUUUCUGCGUAAACACUUUAUUUAGGACGCAUUUUAGUUUGGCUUGAGGUAUAUUGUUUCUAUAAAUGUAUGUUUUUUCUUUAUUUUUAUUUUAUUUUUAAACAUGUGAUAAAACAUAGUAUGGCAUGGUCAUGAUUUAAAGUUGUGUUCAAUUUCGUAUUGGCAUUGUUGACUGUUAUAGCCUAUUUUCAGCUAUUUACAGUUGUUUGUAUGUGCUUUUGUAAUAAGUAUUAUUUUGUUAAUAUGUAGUUAUAUAUACUACAUGUAAUAUAUACUCUACCCUUACUAUAGUUAUAUAGGUAAUGUAUAACCAUAACUUAAUGUUCAAACAUUCAAACUUAUAUUCAGAAUUCAGACUCAAUGAUUCAACAUUUUGCAUGAGCAUCAGCUGUCUUUAAUUAUCAACUACAACAGAGAUGGCAAAUGAUACACAAUAUGUCAGACAGAGUAUACAUUUACGCAUACAUGCUCUACUGUUCUAAUAGAAAAGAGCCGCAUUCUGAGAAAACUGGGCUAAAUGCGUGUGCGUAAAGUGUCGUCCCAGAUUAGCCUGUGCGGUACACACAGGCUAAUCAGGGACGACACUUUCCGCUUUUAUGGUAUUUUUAGUUUGAAGGAAGUCCCUCCUUACUGAAAAUCAAGUUUAGGCGGAAAGUGUUGUCCCUGAUUAGCCUGUGCGGACUGCACAGGCUAAUCUAGGGCGACACUUUACGCACAAGCAUUUUGCCCAGUUUUAUCAGAAGACGGCUCAAAAUAUGAAAUCGGAGAAAAGCACAUGGUUUUUCUCUUGUCCCAAGCAGCAGACAUUUUAAAAGUGGGCAAGAAAUCAAACCAUGGAAUGUUAUUGUCCCCUACCAGUUUCACCGGAAGGGACUUAUGGUUUGCGCUCCGCUCCCUCUGUCAGUCCGUCCGUCCGUCUCACUUUUCUGGAUCCUGCGAUAACUAUGAAAGUUCUUAAUAUUUUUUCAUGAAACUUGGAACAUGGAUAGAUGGCAAUAUGGACAUUAUGCACGUCAUUUCAUUUUGUUCCUAGGUCAAAAAUUCUUGUUGCUAUGGCAACAAAUAGACUAGAAAUACUGCUGAAAAUGGUGGUUUUCUGGAUCCUGCGAUUGCUUUAAAAGUUCUUAAUAUUUGUUUAUGAAACUUGGAACAUUGAUAGAUGGCAAUAUGGACAUAAUGCACGUCAUUUCAUUUUGUUCCUAUGUCAAAAAUUGUGGUUGCUAUGGCAACCAAAAAAAAAUAUCUGAAAAUGGUGGAAUUUCUGACAAUGGUGGAGCCGGUAGGGGACCAUGUUGCUUGACAAAAGCCUUGUUACCUUAUGCUAUUAACGUAAUUGAAUAGCUCAGACAUAUCUACAAAAGAUUCAGGGUGUGUGAAACUCAAUAUGAGAUUAAUAUUCAAGGCUAUUCAAUUUAUUUGUUCUUAUGUGGUAGGAGUCAUAACUUGAAUGUAUGUCCAUCAUUAGCUAGCACCAUAUUCAACCAUUCUGGAAGUUUAUUACAUCAUUUUUCAUCUACAAAGAAGUCAUUUUAACACAUAUUAUAUUGUGAAUAUUAUUGUAUUGUUAUUUGUCAUUUCUUAAAUACGCAAUUAGAAGUUGUUCUAAACGUAACCCUUAGAUGAGAACAGCACAUUUGUUUUAUUGGGAUUAUUUUUUGUUUUAACUGCCAGCUAUUUAUCAAUUGAUUAAACAUAUAAUAAAUAUCAACAACAAUUUUUACAUUGUUGAAUUGUGCAUUUGAGAAUGGUUGUAUUAUGUGGCAAAUGUUCUUGGUUUUUACCCUUUCCCACUCAGAAGCAAAGUGAAAAGGUCUUUUGAACACAGCAUAAAAACCAGAACAGCCUAUGAGUAACCCGCAGGCUGUUCAGGCUUUAUGCUGUUUGCUGCUCAUCAGUAUCUAAGGUUUGAAGAUGAAGCUUUAACAACUGAAAUCUAGUAAGAAAGGUCUUAUAUUAAAUACAACUUUCUAAAGGACUACAAAUGCGGGAGAAUACGCAUCUAAGUGGUAAAGGGUUAAUGUAAUCCCACACAUUGGAUCAUUAUUAAGUUGUCCGUACUUGCCAUGAUGUGAGGAACAUUCUUAACAUUGACUUAUGUCACAUUCAAUUAGUUAUAAAUACCUGGUAGCAUUUUGAAAGUACUGAACAGUUUAUGUAAAAAAAAUAUGCAAAGAAAUAUAAGCUUGGUUUAAAAUCGCAGGAAAAUCUCUGUUGAAAACAAAAAAAUUGGUGUAUGCAGUUCUGUGACGAAAUGUUUCUUAGUAACAUAAUGGGGACAUUUUAAAAUCCAGCUUUAACUUCAUAUCUUUGUUAAUGGUAGCUUAGAUCUUAAAUAAAUGUAAAUCAAAGACUGGUAAGAUAAAUGUGUACACAGUUCUGUUUUGAAAUCAAUGCUGUACACGAUAAUUUAAUAUACAUGUAUAUAUAAAUACAGAAAACAUGUUUGAACAUUAAUACAGCUCAUAAGUUUUAAAUGACAUAGAAUCUACUGUGCUUGUUAUUCAUUUAACUCUUUCAGUGCGGGAACCGAAUUUUGAAGGCCUUUGCAAACAGUUUGGAUCCAGAUGAGACGCAACAGAACGUGGCGUCUCAUCUGGAUCCAAACUGUUUGCUAUUCUGAAAAAAAAAUCGAAGAAAUGCUAAUAGUAGAAAUUCAGCAGACGAAAUUUUAGCAGACCAUAUAUUUCCCAGCAUGCAAAGGGUUAAAUGUAUAGAAAUGCUUUUGGCAGUUUGUAAUUUGUUGUACAUAAUACAGGUUGUGUAUAUUCACAUUUUGUUUGUUAACUUAUGUAAAAAGAUUUACAGAAAUAUAGAAAAGCAAUGAGCAUAUGUUUUUGUUGAUGCAUUUAUCUUAAGGUAAAAAUGUGUGUGGUUUCUCUGAUGUUUUUAUGUUUUAGCAUGUAUAAAUAUGUCUCCCAUUACUUUAGUGCUAUAAUAACUCUUUCCUUAUAUUGCUUUCAUAUGAAAACUUUAAGUAAACAUUUCAGUUAUACCCAUUUAGAAUUUCUAACACAUUAUUAUAACAGCUGUGCAGCUUAACCCAUUUAUGCCUAGUGGGCUCUCCCAUCCUUCUAAAUUGGAUAAAUUUAUUUACAAAAUAAGGGAUGUCUAAUAUAUUUAUUUCUAUAUUUAGGAUAUUUCUUACAGAAAUUCCUUUAAGCAAACAGCGUAGACCCUGAUGAGACGCCGCAUCAUGCGGCGUCUCAUCUGGGUCUACGCUGUUUGCCAAGGCCUUUUUUCUAGAAGCUAGGCAUAAAUGGGUUAAUAUAACGUGUGGCGAUGAGGGAUAUUCUGUAUUUGUCAUUACUGUGACAAUCUCUGGUUUGUGGGGGUUGUGUACACAGUUGUAUCCCAAUUUAUAAGGAAUGCUUUAUUUGAUUUAAAACAUUUUUGUGCUUUAUAUAUAUAUAUGUAUCAGCAAAAUUAACUACUCCAACUGAACUGAUUAAGGCCAUGUCUUUUAAUGCAAAUAAACAGUGAUUAUUUGUUAAUAAUUUUUGUAUAUAUUUUGCUUUUAUACAAACACAUUGUCAGCGUGUAUGCAUUCAAAUUCUGUCCACAUGUGUUAUGAUUGUAUAAAGUGAACUGCAUUAGAGACUGGUUCUGGGAAAAUGGCGCCUAUUGCAUGUGCGUAAAGUGUGGUCCCAGCUUAGCCUGUACAGUCUGCACAUGCCCCAUUUUGCCUGAGCAAGCUUAUUUCUUGAUGCACUGGUUGUUCUUCAAAAAGUUUCCCCUCAUGAAUUUCUAUAUGACAGUUUAGUAUGUUGAAUGUAUUACCAGUUAAACAUGUUUAUAAAUAAUUGCGGGUAUAUGCUAGAACAAGUUGAUGUGUUGUUAAUUGUUUUGCUUUGUCAAAAUAUGUACAUGUACUGGCACUUGUUUACAAUAUUAUACUAAUUUCAGUAUUUGUUGAUUUUGAUUUGUGUACUUUUUUCGUGUAUUUGUAUUACUGUUUUGUCAUUAUUUCUCAAUAUUGUGCACAAGUUGUAUACAUUACAUAAUACGUCAUAAUCAGCAAUUGUAAAUGCUUGCUUUUAAUUAUUUCUUCUAUUUGUUUCUCUGCAUGAAUUUUUAUGCCCCCAGUAAGGUGGCAUAUAGCAUUUGAACUGUCUGUCCGUCCUUCAGUCCGUCCGAAAACUUUAACAUUGGCCAUUACUUUUGCAAUAUUGAAGAUAGCAACUUGAUAUUUAGCAUGCAUGUGUAUCUCAUGGAGCUGCACAUUUUGAGUGAUGAAAGGUCAAGGUUAAUGUCAUCCUUCAAGGUCAAAAGUAAAAAAUAAAAUCCAAGGGAAGUAAUAAGCUUUAAAAGGGAGAUAAUUUCCAAACCUGCCAAAUGAUAUAUUGAAAUUUUAUUUCAAACUGGCGCAAUAGGGGGCAUUGACAAACACAUCUCUUGUUUUAAUUUUCUUUAAAAAUUAUGUUUAUUUUUAUACCAUCUCUAUAAAAAGCUAUGUACAAGUUGUAACAGAUAGUAAGUUUUUUUUGCAUUUUUUAAAACUUAAAAUUCACAAUAAGCUGUUGAACUUUUAGCCUUUAUUUUUGAUGAGUAGAAUAAUUUCAACUUAAAUGUAUAACUUCAUUUUGAUGUGUUUAGCAUUUCAACCAGCAUCAUUGAAUCCUGUUUUCUUCAAAGUUUUGACCUUAUUUUUUUCUUUUAAUCUUCAAACUUUCAUUUAUUAUUGCUCUUUAAAACUAUAUCUGCAAAUGUAUUGGACGCUGGUUUAACCAUGAUUUUCUUUUCUUUGCCAUGUGUUUGCUUGUGUUAAUUUAAUGGGCAUUCUUUUUACACAAAACUUGUUUGAAACCAGAAUUAAACAAAGUGCCAUUGUGCUAUUAUUAUUUUAAGUUAAAGGAUAUCUUGUUUUAUUUGAAACAUGGUUGUGAGAUUUGCAUUGACUUAUUUGUUUCAGUUAUAGUGUUUUAAAUAUGUCAGAUUCAAUCACAGUUUACUAUACUUUAAAUAAGUUUUGUUGAUAAUGUAUUGAAUUUAAAUUAUCUUUGUUAAAUUUAAAGAUCUGUAAAAAAAAAAAGCAUUGGUUUGGAAAUAAAACGCAUACUUGUUUGAAGAUUUACACAUAUUUAUGCUCCCCAAAAAAUUUUGAGGGGAGCAUAUAGUCGCCCCAUCGUCUGUCCGUGUGUGUUUCCGUCUGUCCGUGCACAAUUUUUGUCCAGGCUAUUUCUCAGCAAUAAAUGACCGGAAUUCAAUGAAACUUUAUGGGAAGCUUCACUACCAAGAGGAGAUGUGCAUAUUAUCAGCCGGUUCUGGUCGGAUGAUUUUUCACAGAGUUAUGGCCCUUUGAAAUUUUCAAUUAACUGUACAUAUAGUGCAAUUCGUGUCCCGGCUAUUUCUCAGCAACUAAUGACCGGAAUUCAAUGAAACUUUAUGGGAAGCUUCACUACCAAGAGGAGAUGUGCAUAUUAUCAGCGGGUUCUGGUCGGAUGAUUUUUCACAGAGUAAUGGCCCUUUGAAAUUUUCUAUAAAAAAAUUAUUGUCCCCCCCCCCAACUACUGUGCCCUCAAGACGUUUCCUGUUAUCUGAAUAUAUAGUGCAGUAUUGUGACAAAAAAAACUUUGGGGAGCAUCACCCGUCUCGGACGGUUUCUUGUUUGUUUUGAGCCUUUGUUUUUUUGAAAUUGUACUAAAAAUAUUUUGUGAAACUUGUCUAAGCCGAACCCAUGAUUCUAGUUUCAGCAGUGUUUGAUUUGUCAAGGUUUGGACAGAAUGCAUUAUUCUCUCAGUAUAGACACUGUGUUUAACCUGUUUUAAUUGUUUAAAUAGUGGACAAGAACAGGUUUAAGUUAACACUUUUAAUACCGUUCAUAUUUUUUUGCAUUAUAAAAAUUAUAUUUAUUAGUAUUUUGUUUUCAUGUGGUUUGGUUUUGACAGGUUUAUUUGUAUAUGUCAACUUUUUAACUGAUUUCAGAAAGGCAAAUAAUAUAAUGCCCACUCACCAUUUAUGUGUUGAUAACUGCGUAGGUGUGUUAUGCUUGUGAACUACAGGGUUAUUUUGUGUUCAAUUUCUUACAUUUGACUUUAUUGUUUUGUCUUCUUGUGUAAUAAAAUGUUAACUUUCAUUAAUUGAAAUAAUGCAUUAAACAGAUUUAUAUAUUCUUAUACAGUGAAUCUUAAUUAACUCACCUCAGCACACAGUUAUUGGUAUAGGGCAUCUGGCCUGAAUUUUCGGUAGAAAAAGAAGUCUUUAUUGGAGAACAAACCUUGGGUUUAUUGGAUUGUCUUGGUCAAAAUGAAGUAAUUCAGCACGAGAAACAUAAUUGUAAGGACAUUUGCUUCUCUCCCUUUGCAGGACAGAAACGGAUGCAAUACAGUGAUACGUGUAUACAUGUACAGAAAAGCUGUGGGUUUUAUAUAUAUAUAUAUAGUCCAACUUGUUAUUAUAAUUAUUUUGAUUAUUAUUAUUUUAACAUGUUGUUUUCUUAAAUUUUUCUCCGGUAUCAAUAGAUAAGGCUUCAGCCACUUCAAGCAUAGUACGGUACAUAUAGGUGUUGCUUAUAAGAAAUAAACCUUUGUUAUUUAGGUAAUGUCUGUUACUGCUAAUGUUAAAAUGAACUAAUAAUUCGACUUUCAAACACAAAUUGUUUACUAUUGCAAUAUAAUUGAUAAAAUACGUCUAAUAGAUCUGGUGUAAAGAAAUAAAAAACAAUAUUACACAAUUGAGUAUUUGUUGAAUUAUCAUCCAAUUUAGAGGUGCGUCUUGAGCCACCAUGGACCUCUUGUUAGCAUUAAAAAAACGUUGGCACAUACGAAUGGUACGCACGUUUUUUAUGUAUCAAAUAUGAUGAUACUUUGAUAAUUUAGUUAUAUAUAUUUUAAUUUUGUGUCUGAACAGUACAAUUUUGUUAGUAUUGUUACACUCUAAAGUCAGCUCCGUGUCUAUCUACUCAUAAAUUGUACGUCAUUUGUAUUUUUGUUAUCUGUGUUCAUGACAGAUUGUUUAUCGACGAUUAAAUCUAUAUGUAUGUAAAA
Molecule: messenger RNA, 10669 nt
Organism: Dreissena polymorpha
Lineage: Eukaryota; Metazoa; Mollusca; Bivalvia; Myida; Dreissenidae
Product: tyrosine-protein kinase SRK2-like
Exons: 11
Coding region: 140-2356 (738 amino acids)
Biological process (GO): cell surface receptor protein tyrosine kinase signaling pathway; innate immune response; cell differentiation
Cellular component (GO): extrinsic component of cytoplasmic side of plasma membrane
Molecular function (GO): ATP binding; non-membrane spanning protein tyrosine kinase activity; signaling receptor binding
Source: RefSeq, a predicted model, not a curated record